Corylus avellana is the source of this 1207-nucleotide messenger RNA. RefSeq lists its product as uncharacterized. The record is from RefSeq and is a predicted model, not a curated record. NCBI's taxonomy places the organism in Eukaryota, Viridiplantae, Streptophyta, Magnoliopsida, Fagales, Betulaceae.
AUGGUGAAAGCAAAGAUGUUUCUGCUUAGGGAAGCUAAACGAGCUGUAAACCGGCGGUGGAGCAAGCUCGCAGGACCAGAUCGGCCGGAGAAACCUAGAAAUGCUGUGAAUGGUGCCAAAACUAUGGAUGAUUCGUCAUACUGGGUUCCACAUCCACGUACCGGGAUAUACUUCCCAAACGGCCAUGAAUCGGCGAUGGAGGAUGUUCCAGAGGGUGCAGCUUCCUUCAAUCAGACAUUUUGGCUGAGGAACGUUGAUGAUGGGGUUGAUCAUUUGUCGCAAAUAUCGCUGAUCAUCGGAAUUGCUGUUGCUCAUCGUCUGAAAAAAUCACAAAUUUACAAUCACUGGGCAGUGGGUUCUUCGAUGGCCAAUUCGUCGGAGGCUACGGCAUCCAGGAAGAGGAAGUCUAGAAGUAGACAAGAUGCAACUCUAUCGGUUGCUGAGACCCUCGCCAAGUGGGAAGAGUGUAAUGCCCAGCUGGACUCUUGCAAUAAUGAGAUAAAAUCAGUUCGUAAAGCUCCAAGAAUUGGGUCGAAGAAGGGGUGCAUGAAAGGCAAAGGAGGACCUGAAAACUCAUCAUGUCAAUAUAGAGGUGUUCGGCAGAGGACAUGGGGUAAAUGGGUUGCUGAGAUUCGUGAGCCAAAAGGAAAAAAAAUGUGGCUUGGCAGUUUUGAAAAUGCUGUUGAUGCUGCCUUUGCUUACGAUAAAGCUGCAAAAGCAAUGUACAAUUCUUGUGCCCGCCUCAACUUUCCAGAUAAUUGUUCUUGUUCAGCAACAAGAACCCCAUCAGGUACCUGUUUAAUAGCAACUCCACCAAGCUUUGAUUGUACAAAUUACUCUGAAGAUAUAAGCAUGAAGCUUGUUACCCCCAAUUUAAGAAACGAGGAUGGGGAAGAUGAAUGGAGCAGUAAUACUCUGUAUACUGCAAUCAUUGAAGCUGCUGCUGCUGCCACACCGAGUAGUACACAGCAGAUAGAAGAAGCAAAGGAUGAGUGGUGUAACAUUGAACAAGAAUCAAGCGGUUUUUGGGAUUUGGGACAAGAGUAUUCAACGAAUGAAGUGUGGUCUUCAGAGGAAAUUGACGCUUUCUUCGAAACAAGUCCAAUCCAUGAUAUUGAAUCGGUAUUGCGUCAUGAUGUUAGCCAGCUUUAGUUCUCUGCUUCCUAAGUUUUUAGGUUUGAGUAAAUAUAUAAGUCAGAUAGGCAGA